This is a messenger RNA of Salvia splendens (bonfire salvia), 1623 nucleotides long. RefSeq lists its product as uncharacterized. NCBI's taxonomy places the organism in Eukaryota, Viridiplantae, Streptophyta, Magnoliopsida, Lamiales, Lamiaceae. Bases 272 to 1522 code for a protein of 416 amino acids. The record is from RefSeq and is a predicted model, not a curated record. The transcript is spliced from 6 exons.
UAUUUUAUCAAAAAGGAAAUAAUCCGUAUCCAACUUUAUGUAAAUUUGUAUCCUCUCAAAAUUCAUCUUUCCGGCUUAUUUAUACAAAUAAAUCUCGGAGUGAAUUCAAUUUGCCAACUUUCUGAGUUGAGUCAUUCCUCCUUCUCUCUUCACAUUAAACCAAAGUCAAUUUUUGAUUCCUCUCAAAAUUCAUCUCUUUGGCUUGUUUGCAAUUGCAAGGGAGAAUCCGUCCAGAUUUCAAUUGAGAGUUGGGGUUUCAGCAAGGGUUUUGAUGGUUCAGCUGAUGGGAUCGCUGCAUUCAGAGAAUUUCCAAGAUUCCGCUGAAGAAGAGUAUGGCUCUGUCCCAAAGCGCGCUCGUCUGGGACCCUCCACUACUUUUAAUCAGUUGAGCACUGUGUUGAAUGUUCCACCUUCACAGUACAAUCCACUUGAUGAGCCGAGUCCUUUGGGUUUGCGCCUAAGAAAAAGUCCGUCGUUGUUGGAUUUAAUCCAGAUGACGCUCUCCAAAAGAAGCAGCAGCUCAAUCUCGGAGAACGCUGCUGAGAUGACUGGCCAUGGAAGCAAGAAAGAUACGAGGCCUAGUGUUGUGUCAAGUGCUAGUGACAAGAUGAAAGCUUCCAAUUUUCCAGCCAUGUUAUUGAGAAUUGGCAGCUGGGAGUAUGUUUCAAAAUAUGAAGGCGAUCUGGUGGUAAAGUGUUAUUUUGCAAAGCAUAAGCUUGUGUGGGAAGUUCUUGAUGGAGGUCUCAAGAGUAAAAUUGAGAUUCAGUGGUCUGAAAUAACUGCUCUGAAGGCUGAACUUCCUGAUGAUGGUCCCGGAACUUUAACCAUUGUGCUAGCUCGGCAACCUGCUUUUUUUCGUGAAACCAAUCCACAACCCAGAAAACAUACUCUAUGGCAGGCAACCACUGACUUCACUGACGGGCAGGCUAGCAAAAACAAGAAACAUUUUUUACAAUGUCCUCCCGGCAUAUUAGAUAAGCACUAUGAAAAGCUCAUUCAGUGUGACACCCGUCUUGGUGUCUUGAGCCAACAGCCUGAAAUAAUUCUGGAGGACCCUUACUUUAAGUCACAAGCUUCUGUACGUGAAAAUUCAGAAGAAUCUUCGGGGGAUGGGGGAAAUCAGCAGCCACAUGCUGCCAAGGGAUCACCCAUCUCUACUUUCCAGGAAGUGGCUUCCUCGUCUGGUCCACAGUUACGGGCUCCCGAAUUCGGAAAGAAUCCCCUGACAGUGCAACAUGUGGCUAAAGAAGCAGCAUCCCCAAGCUCAGUGAUUGAUACACAAGCAAUUGAAGGGAGUAGGAAGAGUAUUGAGCAUGAUUCUGGAGGAUCAAAAGGUUGGGAAUCGUUGAAGGUAGCAGGCCUACGCCGCUCCAUGUCAGUGACCGAUCUUGUGAACCACAUUGGAAACUGUAUUUCCGAGCAAGUGACUUCUGGAAGCUUACCCUCAGCCAAGGCAUCUGAAUGCCAUGAAAUGCUCGAGAACAUCUCCCAACUUUUGCUCUGUCACGCCCGCAUUUCCUAAGGAUAGGAAGUACGGUGGACCGCGACUAGGGGAGGAAUAAAGAAGCGGGGAAGAAAGGGGAGAACAGGAAUAUUUGACCCAAAAGCAUUUAUUAAAAAGAA